Messenger RNA from Arabis nemorensis, 1668 nucleotides. The record is from the annotation of a GenBank genome assembly. Lineage: Eukaryota; Viridiplantae; Streptophyta; Magnoliopsida; Brassicales; Brassicaceae.
AUGGAGGAUAUAGGAUUGGUUAAGCAAGGUUGGAAAUGGGUUCAGUCUCAGAAACAUUUGUGCUCAUGGGUUUGCGAUGCAAUGCGAUGUUUUGGUGAAAAGACCGAAGCUAUAGCAGAGCGUCACUGGCCCCUAGUGUGUAGUGGAUGUGGGAAGCUAUUAGGGUUGCUUAGUUUAUCCUUUGUUUACUGGAAAGACUGUAUUUUGAGGGGUUUCCAGUCCAGUGCCAAAUUUGGUUCAGCUGCUUUGCUCCUGAUAAUGUGGAGUUGUUUCCUUAGCCUGACUUCAAUAGCUUGCUUGGUUUAUGUUCUGCUCGGUAUGGGAGCUGCUGGUGCUGUCGUCUUGUACUUAGGUUGUACUCCUGGGAUCUUCAUUGUAGGACUAUUUGGAAUUUUGAUUUUGUGGAUGUACGCUAACUUUUGGAUCACUGGAACAUUAUUUAUAGUUGGAGGUUAUUUGUUCUCCUUGAAUCACGCGCGGGUGGUGGUUCUUUUGGCAACAGUGUAUGGAAUGUACUGUGUCAAAGUUAGACUUGGGUGGCCUGGAGUUAUUCUCUCGAUGAAUCUUGCAUUCUUGUCCAACGAUAUAUUUAUUUGUCUUCUUCAAUGGUGUGAUAGUGCUAGUGAAAAAACACAAACAGAAGAGCCAAAGAAACCUGAAACUGUAAUAGAAGAAGAGUUUCCAGGAGAGUUUGAGUAUUCUUCUGUUCCUGUUGAAGAACCAGAGAAAAAAGUUCAUGAGAAUAAGUCAGCCAAUAAGUCAGCAUCACCGGCAACUGUUGUUAGCAACUUGAAGGAGGUUUCUAAUGUUAAGGUAGUCAAUAUAGAAACAGAAUCAACUGAUGAGAUGAAAAGAAUACUGCAUAGUUUGAAUCACUAUGAAGCAUUGGGGUUCCCUCGGCAUAAAAAGAUUGAUGCCGCGGUGCUUAAGAAAGAGUAUAGAAAAAAGGCAAUGCUGGUUCAUCCGGAUAAGAAUAGGGGAAGUCCUUUGGCAAGUGAAUCAUUCAAGAAACUUCAAUGUGCUUAUGAGGUCCUUUCUGAUUCUAGUAAGAGGAGAGAUUAUGAUGAGCAGUUAAAGAAGGAAGAAUCUAGGACUAGGAGUGUCUGUCAGACAUCACAUGCUUCUUCAGAUCCGAAUAGUCCCAAUUAUCGAUCAGAAGAGUCAAGGCGCAUACAUUGUACGAAAUGCGGUAAUUCACACAUUUGGGUAUGUACCAACAGGAGUAAGGCAAAGGCCAGAUGGUGUCAGGAUUGCGGUCAACAUCAUCAAGCCAAAGAUGGUGACGGAUGGGUCGAACAUAAAGGGAAUCUGGUAUUCGAUAAAGCACAUAAGAUUGAAAUACCACGCGCUUUUGUUUGCGCGGAGAGCAAGAUCUUUGACGUUUCAGAAUGGGCUAUUUGUCAGGGAAUGGCGUGUAGACCAAACACACAUAGACCAAGUUUCCAUGUGAACAUGGUUGGUUUGGAAAAGACAACGCAGAGAUCAAACUCGAGCAGGUUCCCAUGGGAUCUUGACGUGGAGAUGAUGGACGAGGAUGAGGAAGAGUUUGAGCUGUGGCUUCAACAAGCUCUAGCUUCUGGUCUCUUCUGCGAGACAUCGAAGCAACGCAGAAAAAGCUGGAGCCCUUUCAAGCUAAGCAAGAAACAAUCGAGAAGAACAUCGACUUGA